Messenger RNA from Centropristis striata (black sea bass), 3348 nucleotides. RefSeq names its product 7-dehydrocholesterol reductase (gene dhcr7). Gene Ontology annotation, biological process: brassinosteroid biosynthetic process; cholesterol biosynthetic process. Lineage: Eukaryota; Metazoa; Chordata; Actinopteri; Perciformes; Serranidae. The record is from RefSeq and is a predicted model, not a curated record. Bases 58 to 1494 code for a protein of 478 amino acids. Gene Ontology annotation, cellular component: endoplasmic reticulum membrane. Gene Ontology annotation, molecular function: 7-dehydrocholesterol reductase activity. The transcript is spliced from 8 exons.
CAUGAGAAGCAGCAGCUGGUUCAGGAGGGAGACGUCACAGUCUGCCUGUCAGCGGAAAUGAAUAGUGCAGUGACCAUGGAGGCCACCAGGAGACGUGCUCAGCACGCUACCAACGGUAAAACAUCUGAACAGGAGGAGCAGCCAGCACAGUGGGGAAGAGCAUGGGAGGUGGACUGGUUUUCCUUGUGCGGCGUCAUUGGCCUCCUGUGCUUUGCCCCUUUCAUUGUCUUCUAUUUUGUGAUGGCCUGUGAUCAGUACCAGUGCUCCAUCACCCAGCCUCUGGUUGAGUUGUACCAAGGAGAGACCACGCUGCUCUCCAUCUGGGCCCGGGCACCCUCCUUCACCUGGGCAGCUGCUAAGAUAUACGCCAUCUGGGUGGCCUUCCAGGUCUUCCUGUAUAUGUGUGUUCCUGAUGUGACUCAUAAGUUUAUUCCUGGAUAUGUUGGCGGAGUGCAGGACGGAGCACGAACUCCUGCUGGUCUGAUUAACAAGUAUGAGAUCAAUGGGCUGCAGUGUUGGCUGAUCACCCAUGCUCUGUGGUAUGCCAAUGCUCAGUAUUUCCACUGGUUUUCUCCCACCAUCAUCUUUGACAACUGGAUCCCCCUGAUGUGGUGCACCAACAUUUUGGGCUAUGCUGUGUCCACUUUUGCUUUCACAAAGGCCUACUUAUUCCCCACAAACUCUGAAGACUGCAAGUUCACAGGGAACAUCUUCUACAACUACAUGAUGGGCAUCGAGUUCAACCCACGCAUUGGCAAGUGGUUUGACUUCAAGCUUUUCUUCAACGGUCGGCCCGGCAUCGUAGCCUGGACUCUGAUCAAUCUGUCCUACAUGGCCAAGCAGCAGGAACUAUACGGCCACGUCACCAACUCCAUGAUCCUGGUCAACGUGCUGCAGGCCAUUUAUGUGUUGGAUUUCUUCUGGAAUGAGGCGUGGUACCUGAAGACCAUUGAUAUCUGCCAUGACCACUUUGGAUGGUAUUUAGGCUGGGGAGACUGUGUUUGGCUGCCAUACCUCUACACACUGCAGGGUCUGUACCUGGUGUACCACCCGGUCCAGCUCUCCAAUGCCCAUGCCCUGGCGGUCCUGCUGCUCGGCCUGGUUGGGUAUUACAUCUUCCGCUCCACUAACCACCAGAAGGACUUUUUCCGGCGCACCAAUGGAUCCUGCUCCAUAUGGGGCAAAAAGCCAACGUACCUUGAGUGUUCGUACAGCUCUGCUGACGGUGGCACGCACCGCAGUAAGCUCCUGACUUCAGGUUUCUGGGGCGUGGCCCGCCAUUUCAACUACACUGGAGACUUGAUGGGUUCAUUGGCCUACUGUGCCGCCUGUGGCUUCGGCCACAUCCUCCCAUACUUCUACAUCGUUUAUAUGACCAUUCUGCUGGUCCACCGAUGUGUUCGUGAUGAGCACCGCUGCAGCAGCAAGUACGGCAAAGACUGGAAACGCUACACAGACGCCGUGCCUUACCGACUCAUUCCUGGGGUGUUUUAGAGAGGGGGGAGGAGUGGGUGGAGGGAGGAAGAGAGGUAAGGUAGAUUCAGAUAAAAACAACUGGGUCUACCUGCAUAUGCACAGUUGUUUUUCUCUGCCUAAGUAAGGGCAGUUUGAUACACUGCUUUUGUUAUGCUGUGACCUUUUAACAUAUUAACAUUUUAAUAACUACUAAAUACUUCCAGCAAAUUCAUUUUGUCUACCUCUGAAUAUUAUCCUUAGUUUCUUUUGUUCAGACAAGGUCCUCAUGGGGCGUGGUCAACCUGACAGACCUGACCACGCUCCAUGAGGAACUCCAAAAAAGAUCCGUCACAGUAGGGGUGUGCCAUAUCGUAUCGUUCACGAUAAUAUCGGUAUUUUUUUUUUUACGGUUAAAAAAGAUGCAUAUCAUGAUAUUGGCAACGUUCCUACUUCUUGAUGUAGUGGCGUAAGGCUAACAAUUAAAGUUGUUUUAAUCACAAAAAGCUACUUACUCCCUGUCGCUAAACACAUGCAGCUUUCAAAAUAAGAGCAUGGUGUGUUAUCAGAAUCCACCACAGAACUUACAAGAAGAUGUCUGUCAAAAUAAAAUGCCUGAAAUAAAACAUACAAGAACCUUUAUUCUCCUUUACAAAAUUCAUUAAAAUAUGCCCCCAGAACCCCUAAAUGGUUAUUUUUUAUUUGAGUAAUUUUUUUUUAUUUGGCAACUGUUGAGAUUUGCACUUCAAACUACAUGUUAGAUUUUUAAUUAUUUAUACAGACUAAAAAAAAAAGUAUUUUUAAGUAUUUCCUAAUAUCGUCAAGAAUAUCGUCAUGGCAAAAAUAGCCUGAAAUAUCGUGAUAUUCUUUUAGGGCCAUAUCGCCCAGCCCUACGUCACAGCGAUCAGCUGACGCCUCUGAAGAAGACUGAAGUUGUCAGUCGAAACAUGUCAGGUAAAAAAACAUCUCCUACUUUCCCUUGUCUGAACAAAAGAAACUAAGGAUAACUACUAAAUAUUUUGGAGCUACUAAGAACAUGGACAAUUUAUAAAUUUAAGCCCAAAUCAGGAACAGACACACUCAGUUCUGUAGUGGUGUGUUGUCUACGACUAUUCUACACAAUACUGUGACAUCCUAAAAUGCAGUUUGCCAGUUUGACAUUCAUUUACCAGGACAAUAAAUGGCUGGUUCCAGUUUCUCAAAGAUAAGAAUUUUAUGUUUUUCCAUUUUUAAAUAGUUUUACAUUUAACUCCUGUUUUUUUUUUUGGCACCCAGGUAUCCUAUGAUAGGGGGCUUUUCAUCUUUCUUGCCAUUUUUAGACUAAAUGAGCAAUUAUGAAUGAAAAACGGGUGUAUAUACAUUCAUCAAUACUGACAAUAAUAUUUUGCUGCCACCCACUGGCUUAAUGGACCAAAUGUGAUUGUUGAUCCACCUCAUAAAAACUUCUGUACUCUUUGUGCAAAGGUUGAGAAAUGACAUUUAUACCUAACUGCAGGGGGAUUUUGUUACGACAUAUUUAGGUUCAGUUAGGUAAUAUUUUUGUCUUGUUCCCCUUAUUGUAGUUGAGAGCAGCACGUUCAAAUAGAUUGGCUUGGUAUAGACAGGGUGAGAAACUCAUUACACGAGAAGAAGAACUUCACUUAAACCAAACCAAGACUUGUUCACCAAGCCUGCAAAGCCUUCUGAAACGUAAUUAUGACAAGUUAUUAAAGAUCUUAGUAUUUGAUUUGUGUUAAACCAACAUAUUGAGUAGAUCAAAGUCUCCCCAUGUUUAAGCUCUAUGCUAAUAGAAAUAUUUUCUUGUUUGUCACUUUUGUUUGGUGUCUGUGUUUGAUUCCCACAUGCCAGCACUGCCUUUCCUACAGCGAUAAAGGAAUAAAAAGAACUUUCAUUUUU